Molecule: messenger RNA, 2652 nt
Organism: Myxocyprinus asiaticus (Chinese sucker)
Lineage: Eukaryota; Metazoa; Chordata; Actinopteri; Cypriniformes; Catostomidae
Product: probable G-protein coupled receptor 141
Exons: 2
Coding region: 229-1146 (305 amino acids)
Biological process (GO): G protein-coupled receptor signaling pathway
Cellular component (GO): membrane
Molecular function (GO): oxysterol binding; G protein-coupled receptor activity
Source: RefSeq, a predicted model, not a curated record
UUGCAUUCUGUUUGAGGUUGACCACCAAAACUGAAGUGUUAAAUGUGCAUCAGUGAGUGAAUCAUGAAACGCCCAGCAGCCUGGUCUCUUUGCAGAUGCAAUGUGCUAAAAUAGUGGUUGCUGAAUGAGUGAGGAGCAGAUGCAAAAAAAAACAAACCUAAAAACACAUGUACUAAACUUCCUCAUCUGAUCAGCCAGCUUUGACUUCUGCUUUGUUCGGAAGGGACCAUGAUGAACACCACAACAGUGGCAAACAACAGUUGUACAGUGAUGGCCGUAAAUACUACAUCACCCAAGUUGACGUUCACCGAACCAUACAGGACUGCCUUGAUCACCAUCUAUACUAUUGUGCUUCUGGUGGGCACCAUGGGCUUAACCCUCAUGAUGAACUUAUUAAAAAGCAACAUUCGCUCGAUAACCACCAUCGCCUUUCUCAACCUGAUGGUGGCACACUUUCUAUUCCUGCUCACUGUGCCGUUCAGAAUCUACUACUAUGCGUCCACAACCUGGAGACUGUCACAUGGUUUCUGUAAAGUAGUCAGUGCCAUGAUCCAUAUCCACAUGUAUAUGGUGUUUACGAUCUACACCAUCGUUCUUACCAUACGUUUCUUGCAUUUUUACAAGAAGACUCAGCGGACAGAGUUCUACCGGCGGCUACACGCGGUGUGCGCGAGUGCCCUCAUAUGGUCCGUGCUGUUGCCCACCAUUCUGCCCACCGUGCUGUCUCAUUACGGCAAGAUGGAUAAAAAAAAAUUGAACACAACAGAAAACCAGUGCUUCAUAUUUGGGGAUAUGUUACAGAUCCAUUAUAUCUAUGUUCUGAACAUGAUUGUGUCUAUCGUUAUUGUUGUUGUGUCGUGCAUUCAGACCUGCAUCCAGGCGAUCAUUCUGCGCACAAUGAUACUCAAGUACGGACCCGCCAGUCGCUCCCAGCAGGACUUUUGGGUCCAAAUGAAGAACCUCUGCUUUUUACUCAUCAUGCUUACCUGCCUGGUGCCAUAUCACCUGUUUCGGUUUCACUACCUGAAACACAAUGAAGAGCUUCAUGAGAUAAACGAAGUGUUCCUAGCCAUUACGGCUCUUACCUGUUUUGACAUGCUGACGUUCACGGGGAAAGGGUUUUGUAAGGUGUACUGCAGGACCUGAAGCUGAGGAACACUAGUCAGCCCUUUGUUAUUUGUGCAUCAAUGACGAUCAGUCAGGGUCUGCAGCGGUGAAACUCAAUAGAAGAAAGAGUUGUUCGGUGUCAUAAUAUAAGUGAAAGAGAGUAACCACGGAUGGCAAACAAAAGCUUUGUUCUUAAGGUUAGGUUUAGGGUAACUGUAACCCUAACCCUUAAAGGUGCACUCAGUAAUUUUUUCCUCAUUUAAAAAGUUUUGCUUCUACAGAAAUGAAUAGUAAUUUUGAAACAUAUGUAUAAAAUCAUGAGAUCACCUGAGAUGAAGACUCCAGUCACAUCAGUAACCUUAUAAAAGCUGUUUUGUUUUACAUGGAGAGGGUCUCCUCAUCAGGCUGUCAUGUUAGAAUCACAUGACCAGCUGAAUACUACCCAUUUAAUCUCAGUAACCGCCCUGUUGUUGGACACUUUCACUCAUGGAUUUAAUUAAUCAUGGCUGACUGUAAAUAGUACAUUUGAAUAAAUUUGCAUCCACACCCUUAGGUGUCAGUGUAAGUCCAAGAGGGCAUAUUCCAAAAAUUACUGAGCACAUCUUCAACCAUAGUUUUUGCCUAGUGGCCUAGACAUGUUGUGUACUGUAAAACAUUUCAAACAACUUAAAUUUAAGUUUAAUUGCUGACUUACAUUUUAAAGUAAAACAUUUUAGUAGUGCCAAACUUUCAACCUGCAGUGUUCAUAGCACUUAUUCAACCAUUUUGAAUUGAAUUUCCGAUGAAGAUCGAGUUAGCUGUUGGCCUACAGUAAAAUGUGAUUCAUUGGAUAACAUCUUUUUGUUCAAAUCAAAAACAGAAUAUUCCUAUAAAUGUAUUAAAACAAAGAUGUUGAUAUAACUCUGAAUGUCCCAUAUUAAUUAAUGAUGUUUGUACAGUACAGUAUUAACAAUAGUAACAAUAUUUUGGGGUCAGCCUUAUUGUCUUUCCCAUGCUUAAUAUGCUUUUGAACUAGAGUGACAAUAGACAUUGUAUUUAAAGGGUCCAUUUCAAAAUGACUCUACUGUGUCUACACAACAUUACAACCAUUUUCUUUAAAAUACAACUUUGUGUAUGUUCUUUAGGAAUGUUAGGCUUAUAUAAUGUUGCGUCGUUGCCCUAGAGAGCUUGUGUACAUGUCUCAAGAAUGGGAUUUUUAGUUUUCUAAGGAUUUUCAUUUUCCAUCAUUUUAGGGAAUAAUCUAUACACGUAAGAUCAAACGAUUAAACUAUGUUAAAUAAUUAAAAAUCUUCACUAGAAAGGAAACCAUCUGAUUUUUUGACAUCUUGGGGAUUAGGCUUGGUAAUUCUAACCCUUCUUUACAAAAACAAAAAAACAAAAAAAACAUUGCUUUGUGUAGGCCUACUGCUCUAAGCUAUGUGAGACUUGUAUUACACCACUUAUAUUGUUCCCUUUUGUUGGAUGAAUCACUUCUAUUGUUUUUCUCAUUUGUAAGUCGUUUUGGAUAAAAGCGUCUGCUAAAUGAAUAAAUGUAAAUGUAAUUGA